Messenger RNA from Aquila chrysaetos chrysaetos, 3510 nucleotides. RefSeq names its product acyl-CoA (8-3)-desaturase-like. The transcript has 12 exons. Lineage: Eukaryota; Metazoa; Chordata; Aves; Accipitriformes; Accipitridae. The coding region runs from base 621 to 1967 and encodes 448 amino acids. Gene Ontology annotation, molecular function: oxidoreductase activity, acting on paired donors, with oxidation of a pair of donors resulting in the reduction of molecular oxygen to two molecules of water. The record is from RefSeq and is a predicted model, not a curated record. Gene Ontology annotation, biological process: lipid metabolic process. Gene Ontology annotation, cellular component: membrane.
CUGUAUGGUAAAUGCAGGAUUUCCUGACAUUAGUGACUGAUUAAAGGAUUACAGAAUGCUGAAAGUGCUUCGGUUUUCUAAUAAUGUCACUGAAUAUUUGCUGCAGAAAAGCUGUCCGCAGCCUUCCUCAGAUUUCUCUUCUGGCUAAUCCCCAUAUUGACUCAGCAGCAUGGAAGCAAGUUAGCAGCUUACCUUAUCCAGCUCCUAAUGCUCUGUGAAGGUGCUCACUUAAUAGUCCUUUCUGUCAUUUUGCCAUCUCAUUUAACUGAAUAACAGAUAAUCUUCCCAAGUUUUUCUAUUUAUGCAUAUUUGUAUUCAGUGAAGUAGUUUACAGCCCUCACAAGUAAUCAGACCUUCCAAAAGCAACUCAGAAAGGACAAGAAGGAACAGGGCUUUUAUUCAAGGGUGUGUCGAAGUGUCUGGUGUGACCGUGGAAGAGGAGGGAGCUAUGGAAGGGUGUGUUUGGGCAAGGGGAGCCAACCAGCCCUAGAAGCACAGGGAGUGGCUCGGAGUGGGACUGUAUAACGGGCAGGCUGAGAUGGUUCACCCACUGCCUGGACACAGCGCUGCAAAGCUUAGACUGGUGAAUCUCAGUCCUGGCUGCACAUCUACCAGUACAGAUGGCUCCUCAGACUGGCUCCACUGAAAAGGAGACGCAACCUGUUUCAGCCUUUCUACAGCUUUUCACUUGGGAAGAAAUCAGAAUCCACAAUGGCCGUGGUCAAAGUCAGGAGCAAUGGCUGGUGAUUGACAGGAAGGUUUACGAUGUCAGCAGGUUUUCCAAACACCACCCUGGAGGCAGCCGAGUUAUUAGCCACUAUGCUGGCCAAGAUGCUACGGAUGCCUUUGUAGCAUUUCACAAUGAUAAGACUCUGGUGAAAAAAUACUUGAAAUCUCUGCUGAUUGGGGAGUUGGCACCAGAUCAACCCAGCUUUGAGUCUAAUAAAAAAAAAUCACUUUUAGAGGAUUUCCGUGAGCUGCGCUGCACCAUUGAGAAGAUGGGACUUCUGAGGCCAAAUUACGUCUUUUUCUUCCUGAUUUUCCUUCACUUCGUGGUACUGGAUGCUGCAUCCUGGCUCACGGUCUGGUACUUUGGGAUAUCCUUAGUGCCUUUCCUGGCUGGCAUGGUGUUCUUCACCAUUGCUCAGAUCCAGAUGGGCUGGUUCCAGCACGAUCUGGGUCACUGCUCCGUCUUCAGGAAGCCUAAAUGGAAUCGACUUCUGCAGAUUGUUGUGAUAAAUGUUCUGAAGGGAUUACCAGCCAGCUGGUGGAAUCACCUGCACAACCAGCACCAUGCCAAACCCAACUGCUUCCGCAAAGACCCUGACCUCAACAUGCACCCUCUCCUGUUCAGCUUGGGAAAGACACUCUCCGUGGAGCUUGGAAAAAAGAAGAAGAAGUUCAUGCCUUACAAUUACCAGCAUAAGUAUUUCAUCUUAUUGGCCCCACUUGCAAUUAUACCCUUCUUCCAGCUGUCUAUAUUCUACUUUGCAAUCAAGAGGAAAAAGUGGUUGGACCUGUUAUUGAUUGUAGCUUUCAACAUCCGAGUCUGUCUCAUGUAUAUUCCUUUAAUGGGAUUUAACAAUUUCAUGGUAUACUACUGGCUGUCCAGGUACCUAGAGAGUAACUGGUUUAUUUGGGUGACGCAAAUGAAUCACAUUCCAAUGGACAUUGAUUAUGAUAAGAACGAAGACUGGGUAUCUACACAGCUCCAUGCAACAUGCAACGUGAACCAAUCUUUGUUCAAUGACUGGUUCACUGGGCACUUGAACUUCCAAAUUGAGCACCACCUUUUCCCCACAAUGCCUCGACACAACUACUGGAAAGCAGCUCCUCUGGUGAAAGCCCUUUGUGACAAGCAUGGCAUUGAGUAUAAAAGCAAGACUUUACUGACAGCCUUUGUAGAUAUUUUGCAUUCACUGAAGCAUUCUGGGGAGCACUGGCUUGAAGCAUAUCUGCAUGGAUAGAAACUGGCAAUGCUCUUGCAGGAAGGGAACCUCUUCACCAGACAACUGCUGCAAAGAGUCAGCACAGACCAACAGUGUGUGUGUGCGCCUUCUGGCAUAGAAACUCAGGACCUGGGCAAAGCUAAUUUCAGUAAGAAUGGCUGGGAAAGUGGGUUAAAGAUACAUUUUUUCUUGUUUCAAACCAUGAACCUUUAUUUUUCCUGCUCUUAAACUCAGCAUUUAGAGCCAUGAUGAACUGGGCCUUUAAACCGGGGAGAAGUAGCUCUUGAAUCAGCUUGAUCAAUUUACUUCAUUGGAAGUGCCAGCUCGUUGCUUAUGGAAAAGGUUUGAAAGGAAAUCCUUCACAGAGUCAUAGAAUCACAGAAUGGUUUGGGUUGGAAGGGACCUUUAAAGAUCAUCUAGUUCCAGCCCCCUGUCAUGGGCCGGGACGCCUUCCACUAGACCAGGUUGCUCAAAGCCCCAUCCAACCUGGCCUUGACAUUUUCUAAUGUCAUUUAUAGCUAAUAUAGUCCAUUAUGAGACAGUUGAGCCACACUGGCAAAACCUAUAUUAUGCUGUAUUCAUCUAAGUGACCUAAACCCAUGAAGGUAGUCUCUAACGGCAAAUAAGUAGACAAUUUGCCCAUAAAGGCAAGGGCCAUGUGGAAGAAAAACAGUUCUUCUCCUCUGCCAUUCACAUCCAGAACUCUGUGCCCCAGCUUUCAGUGGACAAACCACCCAAAGGAGGAACACGUGAAAGAUCUUAAAGUGAGAUACCACCGUGAACAAGAUGACCCAUCUGCAAUCCAUUGAUAAGCAACUUAUAUGUAUUACAAGCUACAGACAACAGCAGCCUUCUUCUAGGUAACAAAAAAUAUCAAGCCCAACACACAAAGCAGAAGGAGUUUGGACUUUUUAUUUUUGCCUUUGUUUUUUAAGAACAUCUCCAUUUAUUCUUUUGAUUUAUAUUUUUUUGUGUGUGUUGGUGCAGGUACUAAUAACACUGUUCUGGUUAUUUCCUAAUAAUAGCUGACAGAUGCCAUUGAAAAGUGUUCUGAUUAAAAAAGUAGUUAUUAAAAAACUGCUUUGAAUGUUAUUUGAAAAUCCCUUCUAAUUCUAACUAGUACCUAGAAAAAUUCUGUGUUCCCAUAUCCAAGGUUGGUUAGAAUGGUGAUAUCCACAAUUGUGUGCAACAGUAGUAACAUUUUAUAAGUAUUUAAGUGAGAGUACUGUCUUAAGAUGAAUGCAGCGAUUUCGCUGCAUGCUCUAUUUGCUAAUAUAUGAAGACAUUUUAAAAUGGAUGUCUUGGUAAAGGUAAUAUAAAUAUUAAGGCUUCCUACUUUUUUUACCAGUGAGACUUGAAAGCUGUGCUGAGUAGAGCCUGAGUCCCACUGAAAUCCUCUAAAUACAAGAAUGACACAGAAUGGUUCUUUCUGGUGUCAGCCUCAUAAAUCAAACUGAUUAUUUGUUGCAUUUAGUUAGCAUUCUACUCAUUUGAACGUAGUAAUUUAUUGAGUCGGUCUUUUUGCAACCUCAUUUUAAUUAAAAUGUUUCUGUCUCUUUAA